This is a messenger RNA of Spirometra erinaceieuropaei, 3262 nucleotides long. The record is from the annotation of a GenBank genome assembly. Lineage: Eukaryota; Metazoa; Platyhelminthes; Cestoda; Diphyllobothriidea; Diphyllobothriidae.
AUGGGUCGGUGCGCAGAAGGUUGUCAUAAGUUUGGUCGCUUUAUUUACAAUCCCUCUAAAAACUCAUUUUUCGGUCGAACGUGCAAAAGCUGGGGUUUGUUGUGAUUCUUACCUGUUACCUUUGGUUGUAGCCCUCAUCUUCAUCUAUUUCCUUGUUUUCUACACAUGUCUUGCUGGGUUCUUCACUGGAAUGCUCUCGGUUUUAAUCUAUGGUCUUUUGAGCAAUACAGUCCCAUCCUUAACUGGAAUGCAGAGCCUUUUGAAGCUCAAUCCAGGUAAUAACUUCUAUGUUCUGUGCAUAUUCGCAAGAACACUACAGAGUUAACUGUGUAGUAUUCUUGAGAAUACAGAAUUCAGUAGAUUAGAUGGCAUGUUCUAGUCUGAAUUUUGCUGGAUUCCAAAAUCAAGCACCAGAAAAUCCGCAUCUUUGAUAUACCAACCUUAAGGAAUCAUAUGCACUUUUGAAAAGUCCCUAAGAACUGUCAAUCCUAGCAGUCUGAGCAUGCUGCGCCUGCAAAGUCAUAACUGAGGUUAUCUCGGAGCAAAUGCGAACAUUCAGAUGACCGCUUAGAAAUCUGUGUUUUGCAUACUUCUGGACUUAAGAGAGCCCAGCUAUCAGCUCGUGCAGCAUCCGCUCGAAUGGUAAAUGUGUAAAGAUGAGGAGAAUGGGUUUUGAAGCAUAAACCAAGUACCGGGCUCUGACACUUACCAACGAAAUAGUGCCUGAGCCCCAUCUGCUUUGGUGCUAUGAGGAUAUCGAUAUGGCUAUGUCUCUGUUGUUCACUGCCAUCUUUCCGUCUUCCUCGUGGACUGCGGAAAAGUGAAAAAAAAUUGAGCAAAUUUUAUUGUUGGUAGAAUCCGGACUGUGCUUUAAGCUACAGAAUGUAGGAGUGGGAAACCUUAGGCUAGAAAACAACAUAGAAUUAUUUAAAUAACACUUGCAAGACAUAUUUGUCGUGUUUUUAUCCAAGUAUAUUGCGUGCAUUAAGUUCAAACGUUGCGCUUCGGUCAGGUUUCCGGGCCUCUGCAGUUCCACGAAAUUUAAAAGUGCGAGCGCCUUAUGGACGUCCGAACAACUGUAUAAGGAGUGAAAGAAGUCUUUCUCAGUGGACAGUUUUUGCACUAAUUCAAAGAGUUAUAGGACGGCCAAACAAGUCUAACAUUCUUCUUGUUUCCUUUACAUUGUUGACACAUUUAUCGGUUAACUACCGUCUUUUCGCUUAUUUUUUUAACCUCAUGAAAUCGAGCAGGGCUGGGAUAUUUGCCGCGAGUUGAUGUCGAUAGACCACUCCUUCAAGUAUCUACAUUCGACAGCUACACGCGGAAGUGGUAUCUUAACGCAACUGAAGAAUUCUUGAAAAACUAUGGAAAUAGCCGGAACUGCGAUUUGUCCAAGCCACUUCCCCCCAGUGGUGACGUUAGAGACGUCUGUCGUUUCCCCAAAUCUCUUCUCGGUCCAUGCGCCGACCCGAAGAGCGUGCUUGAACAGGAUAAUAUCUGUAUUUAUGUGAAACUUAACAAGGUAUGUGUAGUUUUGUUUGCAGUUGAUAAUGCAUUUUAUCAGUAAUGGGGAAUAACCUUAGCUUUGUAAGUUUCUUAGGCAGUGUUGCCCAACACCAACUAACUUCCCUUGCUCAUCAAUUAGUGAUGUUAGGAAAAUUUUUUUGGUAAACUUUGUUUUGAUUUUUAGGUCUAUGGCUGGCUUCCAGACAUCAACGGGACAGAAAUUACAAUUCGAUGUGGUCCAGCAGUACGUAUUAUCAUUCUGUAUGAUUUGCCAUGCACCUGUUCGACCAAAUGGCUUGCUGAUGCCAUUUUUGGUUACGGGAAUUUGCAUAAGAUAAUGAGUUUUUUGUAUUUUCCCAUUUACUAAUUUGUUAUUUUUGUUUAUAGAACUCUUUUGACGGCGAGCUGCUUGGGGAGCCGGAAUACCACCCUUCAGCAAAAGGAAAUAACUCAAUGUAAGUUCAACGUUUCUUUCAUGAAGUGCCAAGUUUUCCCGUCCCAUCAGGAUUUCGGAUUCGACACUCCUACCUUCUUCAUGCAGUAGAAGAACUCUAGUAUCAGUUUUUUGGCUGCUUACGCGUCCUUUCUAAAAUUUCGAAACUUAAUGCCAGGUGGUACAGUUUUCCGUUAGGCAGCCCCUUCUCACAUGAUUUUUACCAGUUAAACUGUGUGGGACCGAUUUACUUGGGGUUUUUAAAAUACUACUCUUAUAAAAGUUCUUGUGCGCACUAGAAAAAAAAGAAUAAAUCGUGUUCUGACCCAAAAACCCAUUUUUACGACACUGUUUGCCCAAGGUGUUUAGUAUAAUCAAACUACUUUAUAGUGGGAUUACUAAUUACACUUAAUGGCGCAAUUUUAGGGUCGAGUCAUUGCAAACGACUAGUAUGUAGGAAGCGGUAUGCUUGCUUACCAGUAAAAUCCUUCGGAAAGGUGAAAACCGCCCUACUUUCACACGGCGAAGUCGUCUUAUUAGUCUUAAAAGGCCUGGGGUGUUUUAUAAAUCACAGAAAUGUAGUUUUGCUUAGGCCACUCCACUACUCCGAUGAAAUCUUUUCCCUGUCCACUUAUUCAUGCUGCCGCAACAAUCUUGAAACUGAUUGCAUUCUGUAUAUUUGUUCGUUAAGUAGAUUUUAUGCGUUAAACAUAAGGCGGAGAUUCUUUCACCCUUCUUAUCAAAAUUGGUUGGCGCCUUCGCUUGGAUGUGUUUUAAAAGCAAAGCUGCAGGUUAAUCCUAGCAAACAAGAGGCAGGCUUCUCACAUCUAUAUGGAUAUUUGACACCCUUUUUGUAAACGACUUGGAAGCAUCCGACCAAAGCCAUGACUGGAUUUUUUCUUUUGUGCACGGAUUCCAACGCUGGCAGUUUGCAUCCCCUAAUGCUGAGGACGAGGGGGUUCUGGGGUCCGCGAAAGCGAAAGCAGUUGGUCGGACCUAUGCUUAUAUCUGAGUAGAUCAUACCCACAGGGGAUGCAUAUGAGACUUACCAUAUGGGAUAGUUGAGCUUAGAUUUGAUUUUGCCAUUUACAAUAUUAAAGCAUAUUACAAACGUUGUGACUUUUAUUUUAUAGGGGAGCUUUUUCCUCCAUAUUCUUCCCCUACAUCAACCAAGAGAAUUAUGAAUCACCCCUGGUGGCUGUCACCUUCCCUAAACUUACAAAGAAUACUCUAGUCAUGAUCGAGUGUAGCUUGGUCAACGUUGGCUAUCAUGAUGAACAAUUCCGACUAGACCUCUCACUGGACACUAUACCUCCGCCGUAA